This is a messenger RNA of Oppia nitens, 717 nucleotides long. It is a transcript of the gene ix, whose product is annotated as mediator of RNA polymerase II transcription subunit 29-like. Gene Ontology annotation, cellular component: mediator complex. The coding region runs from base 139 to 717 and encodes 192 amino acids. Lineage: Eukaryota; Metazoa; Arthropoda; Arachnida; Sarcoptiformes; Oppiidae. The record is from RefSeq and is a predicted model, not a curated record. The transcript has 4 exons. Gene Ontology annotation, molecular function: transcription coregulator activity; transcription factor binding. Gene Ontology annotation, biological process: regulation of transcription by RNA polymerase II.
UAAUGUUUUUGUAUUUAAAUUAUAAUUUUGAACGCAAUUAUAAUAAUAAACUAUAAUAGAUGUUAUCAUAGAUUAUAUUUGAUAUUUUAUUGCAAGCGUUAUAAUCACAAGUAAACCGUUAGUAAACAUUAAGCAACGAUGGCGUCAAUGACAAGCCAACAGCAACCGCCCGCAAUGGCCGGACAACAACAACAGUCAGCCGCAAGCGGCCAAUCAAAUCAGCCACCGGGUGACCAAAAAUCUGAGCCGAUUAUAAGAGUCCGCCAAUUGGUUUGGGCUCUCAAAGAUUCACUUGCGAAUGUCAUGAAAGUGGCCGCUAAUAACAUUCAUCGCAACUCAUUGAUAGACACCGUCGGCAAAACCAAUGAUCAGUCCGAUAAUGUCGUUAGAUUUGACAAAGCAUUAGAAGACUUUUUCUCAAUUUGUAAUCAAAUUGAAUUACAUUUGAAAACAAUCCACGAAGUGGCCAUUCAGGUAAAAGACAGUCACUUAUAUUUACCGUUCAAUAUCAACAAAUUGGAUGUCGACGUAAACACUGCAAUAACACCGGACUCGAUGUCAUACAAUCAAUAUAUAAUGACAAUCAAAAAUCAGGUCAACUUUGCAAAGUCCGUACACGACAUGUUAGUCGAUGGAUCCAAACGUAUUGCACAACCAGAUUUACCGAUUACCGGUAAUCCGAUGAUCAAUCCGGCCACUCCUGCGCCCAAUCAAUAG